This is a messenger RNA of Sitophilus oryzae (rice weevil), 426 nucleotides long. Its product is annotated as craniofacial development protein 2-like. The transcript has a single exon. The record is from RefSeq and is a predicted model, not a curated record. Lineage: Eukaryota; Metazoa; Arthropoda; Insecta; Coleoptera; Curculionidae. The coding region runs from base 1 to 426 and encodes 141 amino acids.
AUGAAAAGAGUUAAUAUUGAUAUACUUGGAUGCAGCGAAGUUAGAUGGCCCAAUUCGGGUCACUGUAAGAUUGAUGACUAUGAUGUAUAUCACUGUGGAGAUACAACAACACAAAACAGAAAUGGAGUAGCUAUGAUAGUCAGCAAAGAAGUGAACAAUUGUGUAAUUAAUUUUAUGGGUAUAUCAAACAGAGUGGCACUACUUAAAAUUAAUGUCAAACCUUUUAAUAUAAAUAUUAUACAGUCAUACGCUCCAACCUCAGAAAGCUCUGAUCAGGAAAUCGAAAUAUUUUACGAACAGCUACGGACAGCCUUGAAAUACACAAAAAAACAAGAAGUCAAUAUCCCGUUAGGGGAUUUCAAUGCUAAGGUUUCAAGGGCAAAGGUUCUGUUGGCAAUGUUGUGGGAAAUUUUGGCCUGGGAAUGA